CCUUCGUGUACCACAUCAAAACCCAUGUUGUAAUUCCAAUUUUACCCUUUAUACUGGUAAACUACAGCCGCAUAUCUGAAUAAUCCGUAUAAGAAAGAACCGAAAAGGGGAUCUUCCUGAAAGCAUCAGAAUCCUUCUUGGAAAUUAUUCUUAUUUUUCAAUCUCGUCUUCAAAUAAAUGCAUUCUUGAUUAUGUCCAAAUCUUUAAUCGUUAUUUCAAUCUAAUUAAUCACACAACCCCAAUAAUCCCAAAUUAAAUUUAGUCCAAUUUCUGCUUUUCAUCCAUAAAAAUGGCGAAUUACCGUGAUCCAUCGUUUUCUGAUUUCCCAGAAGACAUUCAAUUAUGUAUCCUUUCAUUUUUAGCACCUGCAGAAAUCUCCACUUUCGCUUGCACCUCCAAACGAUUCGGUUCCUUAUGCCGAAACGACAGUAGUAGAUUAUGGUACUCCAUGUGCGAUCGAAAAUGGGGUUUCAAAACCCAGAUUAAUAAAUGGGGCGAUGGGAAAAUCGGGUUUAAUUUACUAUAUAAAAUGUUGUCGGAGUACGAGAGUUUAAUCGGAUUUUGGCGUCGAAGUGGGGGAAACUCCGGAGAAGGAGGAAUCUCUGGUGAUGCUCCGUUGGUGUUUUUCGAAUGGGGGGAUUCGUGUGUGAUAGGGUCUAGGGUUACCCCUUGUAAGGAUGGUUCUUAUAAUGUUAUUAAGUCUCCGUUUAUUUGGUUGAGUUUAUCUAGUGAUGGGCAGCCAUUGAAUUACCUUAAGAACGCCCCCCAAAAGAAUUCAAAUCCGGGUAUGGAUAUGAUCCAAGUGGAUGUGAAUUUCAUGGGGAAAGGUUUUGUGGUGUUGGAGGAGAGUAAUUGGAAUUAUGGGAAAUUAGGAAGUUCACCUGAUGCAAAUGGUAAUGGGUAUAAGAACUUUGAUAAUGUGGUUAUGGGGAGCUCCGAGAUGGAAAUUGGGUCACCCCCGGAUCAGAUUAUGUCGGAUAUGUAUCAGCAUUAUGCUAAUAGGAGGAGUCCAGGGGCGGGUGGGGUGCGAGCGUGGAGGCGGCAGAGAAGGAGGGAGAAAGAGAGGCAAGUAAGAAGGACAUUGGAGCCCGAAUAUCUUGUUAAGCUUGAUUGCUCUCCUACUCGAACUCGUCCAUUGCAGGGUCUAUGGAAGCUAGCAUGUUUUUUGGUGCCUCAUAGAGCUGCUCUGCUUAGCUGAGAUUAUCUUUCUUGCUGCAGGCUAUUUGCGACGACACGAGUCUUGAUUUCUAUCAGGUGGUGUACGAUGACCUUGGAGGUGUUGUUUGUGUAAGAGUUAGGGACUUUGUUAACUCAUCCUCCGGUUUUACACCUCUGUUUUGGACUCAGAACGCAACAUUUAUUGAAUCUCCUCUAUCUCCCGAAGAAGACUACGUGUACAAUACACGUGUGCAUAUACGGCCUAUUGCCGAAACAGAAUAUGAUUCGAGUGAAAACGCACCUUCACGUAUCAUGCACGUCAACUCAAGUUGGAAUGCAGGCGGAAGGAUAUGGCAAUAUGUUGAUGGGACAUUCGGGUUUGGAUUUUUCUCGAACAAUUUUAUUGUCGACAUGAAGCUUAUCGCUCAAGAUGGUCUUAUUCUCGAUACCACUGAACUUUGUAGUGGCUGAUGAUCUAUUCUCUGGGUUCAUUUAUGUACAGAUUUCAAACAAAUUUAGGUAUAUUUAGGAUUCACAGCUUGUGAUUCUGGCUGUUUUAACAUAUUUUACUCCUAUCAAGUUCUUAAGCUGUAAAAUAUUCCUGUAUGGAUGAUCAGGAGCUGUUUCUUAGUUCCCUUUUACCUUACCAUUCUUUUCUUCAUUAUCAGUUGUGAGAUAAACGAUUCUAAACAAACCCAUCAUGUAAUAAUGUCGUUUACUGUUAAUGUGAUACGAUAACAUAUUUUAUUGUA
Molecule: messenger RNA, 1910 nt
Organism: Amaranthus tricolor (Joseph's coat)
Lineage: Eukaryota; Viridiplantae; Streptophyta; Magnoliopsida; Caryophyllales; Amaranthaceae
Product: F-box protein At3g12350
Exons: 2
Coding region: 290-1198 (302 amino acids)
Biological process (GO): gibberellic acid mediated signaling pathway; SCF-dependent proteasomal ubiquitin-dependent protein catabolic process
Cellular component (GO): SCF ubiquitin ligase complex
Molecular function (GO): protein binding
Source: RefSeq, a predicted model, not a curated record